Myxocyprinus asiaticus (Chinese sucker) is the source of this 1665-nucleotide messenger RNA. RefSeq names its product tetraspanin-7-like. Lineage: Eukaryota; Metazoa; Chordata; Actinopteri; Cypriniformes; Catostomidae. The transcript has 8 exons. The record is from RefSeq and is a predicted model, not a curated record. Gene Ontology annotation, cellular component: membrane. Bases 171 to 932 code for a protein of 253 amino acids.
UGGAAAACAGCACUUCCUGUCGGGAGAGGCACCAGGCUCCACAGCAUAGUCUUCAUCCUCCAGAGGCUCCUUAACAAACUUCCACAACACACAACCAGCAACUUUUCUGCAGCUCUCUUCAUCAAGAAAUCCUGUUGCCAGCCACAUCAGCUGGACAAACCAAAGUAGAAAUGUCCCCUCCGUCCGCACGGCUGCAGACCAAACCCGUGAUAACGUGUCUGAAGACGUUUCUCAUCUCGUACAGUCUGAUUUUCUGGUUCACAGGAGUGAUCCUGUUGGCCGUUGGAGUAUGGGGAAAGGUUAAUUUGGAGUUCGACCUACUCUUGAGUUCAGACAAGGGUACCAAUGCACCAUAUGUCCUGAUUGGGACCGGAGCCGUCAUCGUCAUCUUUGGGUUGUUUGGUUGCUUCGCAACCUGCCGUGGGAGUCCAUGGAUGCUGAAACUGUAUGCUAUGUUCCUGACACUGGUGUUCUUAGCCGAACUUGUCUCAGGCAUAUCUGGCUUCAUUUUUAGACAUGAGAUUAAAGCAGUACUUCAAGAUGUCUAUAAAAAUGCUGAAUCAGCCUACACUGGUACAGACAUCAGAAGCAACGAUCUGGACAGGAUCCAGAGCACACUACAAUGCUGUGGAGAGAAGAACUACACUAGCUGGGCAGACACAGAUUACUUCAAACAAGAGGGAAUCCCCAAAAGUUGCUGUAAUAUUACUGCUGGUGUGAAUUGCACUACUGCAGAACUGAAGGAUCUAAAGUUGGCUGCAGCAGUGGUGUACCAACGCGGCUGUUUCUCUCUGAUGACUACCACGAUGGAGGCUAAUGUUGGCAUUAUUGCUGGAAUAUCUUUUGGAAUAGCAUUCUUCCAGCUUAUUGGGAUAUUCCUGGCAUGCUGUCUGUCUCGCUAUAUCACCAACAACCAAUAUGAGAUGGUGUAGUAAUCCUCCAUUACAGGGUACUGUAGAACUCAGCAUCACCAAGGACUGAACCUGACACAAAGGGAAAUCGUGUAGUUUCAAUGUUUUGUAUGUGUGCCUUAGCUAAAUAUUUUAUAGCUGCUUUUUAAAAAUAUUUCUUGUUGCUAACUAGAUUGAAGGGAUGGAAUCCAUUCCUAAGGGACAGGCCAAUUUUGCAUAGUUGUUUUGCCAGAGUGUAAAUGUAACCAUGAUUAGAUACACAAGUGCACACAUUUUACCCAGUGUUAAACCAGAAAUACUCUGUUAAUGCAGCAGAUGGAGUGCUGUACACAUUGACUCAACACAUAACUAAAACAUUAGUAAAGUUUCUUGAAUGAAACCUGAACCUUUUCUCAACAUUUGCCAAAAAGUACUUGAUAGUUAAUAAAGAUAUAAUGUUUUACCUUUUGAGGUCCUGUGUUAUCCAGUGUUACAUAUGAAGUGUGUGUGUAGGCCUAAUCACCAGAUAAGCUAGUUUAGAUACAGAAAAACAUGUUUUCCCAUUCCAUUUGGAUUGCUUUUGUUAAAAUUAUGUAGUUAUUUGCAGCCUCGGUUUAUUGAUGUAGACGUGAUAGUAUAAUAAUGACAGAAAUUGCUGAAUGCCAUGACUGUGAUGAGCUGUAGUCUCUCUUUAACUUUGAUAUGGCUAUAAAAAUGUGAAAUUGUCAGAGAAGUUUGUGAGUAACAAUAAUAAAAAUGUACAUACAAACAGAAA